Guillardia theta CCMP2712 is the source of this 606-nucleotide messenger RNA. RefSeq lists its product as hypothetical. The coding region runs from base 1 to 606 and encodes 201 amino acids. NCBI's taxonomy places the organism in Eukaryota, Cryptophyceae, Pyrenomonadales, Geminigeraceae. Gene Ontology annotation, biological process: double-strand break repair via break-induced replication; DNA-templated DNA replication. The record is from RefSeq and is a predicted model, not a curated record. The transcript is spliced from 12 exons. Gene Ontology annotation, cellular component: GINS complex.
AUGGAUUACGUAAACAAUGACGACGAUCAAACAUCAUACGAUCUGCUUCUGAAAAGGGUUUGGAGGAAUGAGCGCUGUUCUCCCACUUUGCUACCUUAUGAGAAAGAAUUGGUAGAAACUGUCGACCUAGCCAUCAAAGACCAAGACUCAUGCAUCGAAGAGCUUCGCAAAAUGAGCAAAGACAGCACGACAGACUUUAUGAUCAGCUUGUUGGAGCUUGAGCUUGACAGGUUGAACUCGUACCAUCGUGAUAGAUUGAAAAAGAUACAGCAAUUUCAUGCCCAUCUUCUAGCCAACAAGUCAGAAUUCGACAUGAUGUCGCCGCUAGAGCAGAAGUUCUGCGAACAGUUCACAGACCUUUUCGAGAAGCACUUCAACAAUUGUUGUUUCUUGUCCGGCAUUCCCGAGAAGCUGCAGAAGUUGAACCUUCAAUAUAUGAUCGUCAAGCCGGAAGUCGAUAAUCACGUAUUUGUACACGUCCUAGAAGAUUUGGGUGAUGUACAAGUGGGGGACGCCGAGUUGGAGAUGAACUCAGGAGAUUUCGUCUGCAUGAAGUUCAGCGAUAUCGCUUCCCUUGUAGAGCAGCAGAAAGUCGAGCUGGUCUAG